This is a messenger RNA of Cimex lectularius (bed bug), 3100 nucleotides long. It is a transcript of the gene su(f), whose product is annotated as protein suppressor of forked. Lineage: Eukaryota; Metazoa; Arthropoda; Insecta; Hemiptera; Cimicidae. The transcript has 16 exons. The coding region runs from base 489 to 2798 and encodes 769 amino acids. Gene Ontology annotation, molecular function: protein binding; mRNA binding. The record is from RefSeq and is a predicted model, not a curated record. Gene Ontology annotation, cellular component: nucleus. Gene Ontology annotation, biological process: mRNA 3'-end processing.
AAAUCUGAAUUUUUGUGUAUGAAUCCGUUUUUUUAAGCGGAUGAGAAAUGCUGAAAACCGUUAUAAAUAAAGAGCGAGGCUGUGCGGUCCAGGUUAAACGGAUUAAAGUUCUUAGGCCCACAUAAGUCGAUGGGAUCAAAACAAUUGAAAUAAUCCAAUUCCCCCUCGAUAAUUAGUUGUUGGAUUCGCUUGGUAGGGUGGAGUGUGUACGGUGCGCCUUCGUUGGAGGAAGGGUGGAAUAGGUGGAAAAGCCGGGGCGCUAGUAGCAGGCUCGACUCUCGUCCGCUGUCCACGAACCACGAUUGAGUUUUCGACUGUUUUCACGUCGUUGGAUUGUUCACUAGUUUAAUCAACUAUUAGACCAUAUGGGAAACGAACAGAAGACUAUUAAGAGAUUCGACCGCCUCGGAUCGUAAUUGAUAAUCGCGGCGGUUGUUGGUUGUUGGCUGUUGGCUGUUGGUUGCUGGUGGCGAGUGGCUGUUGGAAACAUGGCAGCGGAGGAGGCGGCGACUGACAACGUUGCCAUCGACUGGGGCAGCGAAAAGCUGCAGAAGGCUCAGCAGACGGUUGACGAAAACAAAUGGGACAUCGAGGCCUGGGGGCUCCUCAUAAGGGAAGCGCAGAACCGUUGGAUCAACGAUGUCAGGCCCUUCUUCGAGAGGCUAGUCACCACUUUCCCGACGACGGGAAGAUAUUGGAAGAUAUAUAUCGAACAAGAGAUGAAAGGAAGAAAUUUUGAGCGUGUAGAGAAGCUUUUCCAAAGGUGUCUCAUCAAAGUGCUUAAUAUAAAACUGUGGAAACUUUACCUUGCUUACGUUAAGGAAACAAAAGCUGCCCUUUCUACUUUUAAGGAAAAGAUGGCACAGGCUUAUGAUUUUGCAUUAGAGAAAAUAGGAAUGGAUAUCCAAUCUUAUAGUAUUUGGAAUGAUUAUGUUAUAUUUUUAAAAGGAGUUGAAGCGGUCGGUUCCUAUGCCGAAAACCAAAAAAUAACUGCUGUCAGAAAGGUAUAUCAGAGAGGUGUCGUGAAUCCAAUGCUGAAAAUAGAAAACCUAUGGAAGGACUACAUGGCCUAUGAACAGGGUAUUAAUCCGAUCAUCGCGGAAAAAAUGGCGAUGGAAAGAAGCAGAGACUACAUGAAUGCACGGAGGGUUGCUAAAGAAUUUGAAGCGAUCACGAGGGGGCUUAGCAGAAGCAUUCCAUCAGUACCGCCUACGGGGAGUUUAGAAGAAAUAAAGCAAGUUGAACUCUGGAAAAAGUACAUUGCAUGGGAAAAGAGCAACCCUUUGAGAAGUGAAGAUACAGCGCUUGUGACGAGAAGAGUCAUGUUUGCUUUUGAGCAGUGCCUACUUUGUCUUGGUCAUCAUGCCGAUAUUUGGUAUGAAGCAGCUCAGUUUUUAGAUUACAGCUCUAAAGUCCUAACAGAAAAGGGGGAUGUCACAUCUGCUAAACUUUUUAACGAUGAAGCAGGGAACAUGUUUGAAAGAGCUACCAGCACUGUUUUAAGGAAUAACAUGCUUCUUCACUUUGCGUAUGCUGAUUUUGAAGAAGGCAGAUUGAAAUAUGAAAAAGUUCAUCAAAUAUACCAAAGAUUUCUUGAAAUACCUGAAAUUGACCCCACACUUACUUAUGUGCAAUACAUGAAGUUUGCGAGAAGAGCUGAGGGGAUAAAGUCGGCGAGGAACGUAUUCAAAAAAGCCAGGGAAGAUGUCAGGUCUAAAUACCAGGCGUUCGUCGCUGCUGCUUUAAUGGAGUAUUAUUGCAGUAAAGACAAAAAUAUCGCAUUUAGAAUAUUUGAAUUAGGUUUGAAAAAGUUUGCUAGCAACCCACAGUAUGUUUUGUGUUACAUUGACUAUCUUUCUCACUUAAAUGAGGACAACAACACAAGAGUUCUAUUUGAGAGGGUUUUAACAUCAGGGAGUUUAGAACCAGAAAAGUCUGUAGAAAUCUGGAACAGGUUCCUUGAGUUUGAGUGUAAUAUAGGAGAUUUAGCAAGUAUAGUUAAGGUUGAAAAACGAAGGAGUGCCGUGUUAGGAAAAAUAAGAAGCCAAGCUCGUGCCGCUCAUAAAAAAGACGCCUUAAACUCAUGUUCCAAUAACCUUUCCCUCAACUCCCUGAACUGUCCUUUGACUUCCUUCCUUGUACCGAGAUUGGUAGAAAAUGGGAAUGAUGAUUUGCUCGAACAGAUAGCUGAAUUUGAGGGUAAGGAGACAGCACAGUUAGUUGACAGAUACAGAUUUUUAGAUUUGUAUCCUUGCACAAUAGCAGAAUUAAAAUCAAUUGGCUACAAUGAAGUGACAACUAGAACAACAAAUUUGAAAAAUUCGAUACAUUCGACUGUCCCUGGAUUUUUAGCCGAUGGACUCGACGACGAGGGCACCCAAAGGCUAAUACCAAGGCCUGAUGUGUCCCAGAUGAUCCCAUACAAGCCGAAAUUGAGUGCAUACCCUGGAGAGCAUCCAGUGCCUGGCGGAGCAUUCCCGAUGCCACCUGCAGUCGGGCAUUUAUGUUCUUUACUGCCACCUCCGCAGUGCUUUCAUGGCCCAUUCGUUGCAGUAGAGCGACUAAUGGACAUAUUCGCUAAAAUUCAAUUACCUGAAACUCCUCCUACACCUCAAGGUGAUAAUGGCUGUGACACUAGAUUGUUUGAACUUGCUAAAUCUGUCCACUGGGUAGUUGAAAAUGAAGACGGCACAAUAACAAAGCGACGCAAACUUGGUGAAGACAGUGAUGAUGAAGACAAUAUGGCGCCGCCGAUUAAUGAUAUUUAUCGAUUAAGACAACAGAAACGAGUUAAAUGAGUUCUUUUUCAUUUUUUAUAUUUAACAAUAGGGUGUAAAUAUUAAUAUAUUAAAAGAGAGGGGGCAAAAUCGAGGAACAUAACUACUUCCGUGCAUAUGCCUUUACUAUUCAAUGUAAUCUAGAUAUUUCCACAGGGGAGCAUAUUUUAUGUUGCUGUUUAGCAAAUGUGAAAAGAAAAAUAUAUUAGCAGAAAAGGUUUUGCUAUUUAAAAUAUAUUAAUGGGUGUGAUUUCUUUAUAACUUAUUGUUCUGGAAGCUUUGAUCUAAAGCAAUGAUGUAUAAAAUAAAACAUUGUAAACCUU